AUGAAAUCCAGGAAAGUGAAAGCAUCAACAUCGGUACCAAAUCUGUAUAAAGCCCAACUCUUGACUCGAUUUGCGGACAAUGACAACGACGAUGAAAUCUUUGGAGAUAUAGAAGGAAUAGACUUUGGACAUAAUCCUCUGCAGUUAAACAAUAACCAGAAUGUAUUACCCCUGGGGAUAAAUCGACAUGAUGAUGGAGUUGAAACGCUCAAAAUGGAACAACUUGUACUUGAAGAUUCACCUAUAAAUAAAACGACACCUUCUCCAUCAUACCAUAUUGGAGACAAGCUUGACUCUCUCAAACCCAGAUCCAAGAGCUCCACUAGUAGUAGUGGCGAGGUUGCACAUCGAAGAGUAAUGAGGGAAUGUUUGAGUGAAUAUAGUGAGGAUUUAGAUACCGAUGUUACCUCUGAAUUUACUGAUAACGAUUUCCAAGGCUUGGAUGAUAUUUUCCAGGGGGAAACUUCGAUGAAACAACGAUUGAAUGCAAAAAUAAGCGAACAAGAGAAAGUUGCUGAACGGGAACAAGAGGAAUUAAGAAUGCUAUAUUCAUCCAGGCGGGAGAAGAUUAUAGAUUUUGACAAUGAUCCUAAUCAAACUUUAAAGCUUAAGGAUUUUUCCAUGUUUCAACAAGAUAAUAAGUUAACUAAUGAAAACCUUAACCUUUUAGACAUGAUUGAAAGUGAAAAUACUGUAAAUUAUGAAUAUACCCGGGAUGAUUUUGCUAAAUUUGAAGAUGGAUUUGAUGUAAAUUUCGAACAGAAUAUUCAAAGGCAAAUUAAACAAAAACCUCCUAUUCGAGCCAAACAAUCUAUGCCAGUAUUAAGAGGAAAUAAUGGUUCUGCAGUUAAAAAAUUUAAAUCAACUAUGGAUUUUGGAACCCUCAGGGGUAUACGAGAAGCCGAUAUUGACGAAGAAGAAGAAGAAGAAGAAGUGGCAGCAGAUCUUCCUGAAUUUCAUUUUAAUAACAAUAUAAUCAGGAAACUUGAUCGAAUUCCAUCAUUUUACAAUAACAAUACUAGCAAUAACAAUCCCGCCAAAGCUGAACUUUUAAACAAGUAUAAAGAACAACACGAGCAUAAGCACAAGCUGAAAAUUAAACAUCAAAAUCCCAAACCCAAGCUUGGGACCGUAAAAUACCUUAACAAUAAUAGCAUAAUUACCGAUCCAGUAUACCCCACGCCAAAGAAGACUAUGAAAUUCAAUGCCGCCAUGAAUCGAUGGGAAGGCAAUGAAAUUGAUUUAGUGCGUUUUGAAACCGUGACUAAACCUACCUUGAUAACGUUCCGUGAAUUACAACAACAAAAAGAACAACCAAAGACUAAACCAAAUAUGGUUUAUGAUCAAGAAAACCUUCGAUGGGUUAAUAUGAAUCAUGAUGACGAAUCAGUAUUUCAUGAUAUUCCUGAUUUGGUUGAAGCCAAACCAUAUAGAUUGAAUUCCCCGCCAGGUCUAACCCCUUAUCCCCAACAGCCACAAGAACCACAACGAAUUUCGCCUAUUAACCGAGGCGCUAGUCAGUUUACUCAACGAACAAUGUCAUCGCUAACAAGUAAGUCCAAUUUGCAACAAGAUGCAGAACAAUGGAGACAAGAAUUCCAAUUAUCUGGAAAACUAAUUGAAAAAUUCCAAAAGGAAGAAGUUAAAAUCGUUAAAAAGAUUAAACGAUGGUUUAUUAAUGGUAUUGGCGAUUACCAAUUUAAUCGAGAUUAUUAUUGGGAGAUACGAAAAAUGGUUAUGGAAAAUGAGUAG
Spathaspora passalidarum NRRL Y-27907 is the source of this 1752-nucleotide messenger RNA. RefSeq names its product Bfa1p (gene BFA1). Bases 1 to 1752 code for a protein of 583 amino acids. Gene Ontology annotation, biological process: mitotic spindle orientation checkpoint signaling; regulation of Ras protein signal transduction. Gene Ontology annotation, cellular component: SIN/MEN two-component GAP complex; mitotic spindle pole body. Gene Ontology annotation, molecular function: GTPase activator activity. The transcript has a single exon. The record is from RefSeq and is a predicted model, not a curated record. Lineage: Eukaryota; Fungi; Ascomycota; Pichiomycetes; Serinales; Debaryomycetaceae.